UCAACUGGAAGCGCCAGUCCCGUUUUGAUGGCGGCGCCGAGGGUGUAAUGAGCGGCACGGAUCGGUAAGGACAGAGCCGGGUUUAGAGACAACAUGUGUGAAGGCGCAUCCAGAAUAUCCGGGCCGAUCCCCCCCGACCCCACUCUGUUCCCGGAUUACUACAGAAGGCCGGCCUCAGCUCGGGGUCGGCUGGAGGGGACUGAUGUCAAGCUGGACUUUCUGUCAGGACCGUUGCAUCCAGAUCCCACCUUAUAUCCAGCUUGUUACAGUGCCAGGCCCGCCAGCCCCAUACCCAGAGUACGCCCCAAUGCCAGGGACAUCUUGGAAAGGGGGCAGAGUGGCACAGUGGGUGUUCUCCUGAAGCUGGAGGGUAUCUCUCUCCAUACAGCAUCGCCCCCUCCCAAAAAAAACAAAGACCAUGGUAAAGAGAAUGUGCAGCGGAUGAGGGAGAUCCAGAAGCGGUGUAAAGAGAAGGAGAUGGAGAAGGUACAGGGGGCUCCUAAACCCAUCAAAGCUUUGUGGAAGUCGCCCAAAUACGAACAGGUGGAGUCCAAGGUGAAAGCCAAACUGCAGGAGCAGCCAUUCCCUCCCAGGGCGGUACAGGCAAACUUCCUAAAGUCUCAUACCCGGUGUGGCGCAGGGCUACCGCCUAAGAGAUGCCUUUCACCAGCGCCCAGUAGGCCCACCACCGCCUGCCAUGAGAUGCAGAUCCAGGGUUCCAGCAUUGACUUCAUAGCCCACAAUGCAAGAAAUGUGAAGAAGACCCAGAUGAGGCGAUCCCGCUCCCUGCUAAACCUAAACGAGGUCCUGCAGGAGAAGCAGCAACAGCAGAAGGAGUAUGACUCCAAGCAGAAAGGACAUGUCCCUCAGUACCUCCUGGACCUUAAAGAGCAAUGGAGGAAAGAGCAAGAGGAACGUAAGAAGCAGGCUCCCGACCCAUCGCUCCCACCGGGACACACCAUGAUGCCAGAACCUGAACGUCAGGAGACGCUCAAUAAAAUCAAGCAGACCCAGGACCAGCUGCUGAAGGAGCUACUGAGGCUUCCAGUCCGAGCAGACAACUUCAGCAUCCAGAACCGACGCACUGAGCUGGAGAAGAAGCUGUCCGAGAUGGAGGAAGCCAUUAAAGUAUUUUCUCGCCCCAAGGUCUUCAUUAAGAUAGACUCGUAAAGAUGUCUUCUAAUUUCCCCAUAACCCCACCACUUCUUGUGGAGUUCUUGGAGGACUCUCCUGCUGGACUAGUCUACCGGAGACGGGUUUUUAUACAGAACUGAUCUGCUGCCACAUCUGGAGGGAGAUUUGCGUGUGCUUUUUAUGUUGUGGGCUGCUGGAAUCUAGAUUAUUUAUUUUACUCUUUUUAAUAUUUUAAUAUAAAAUGAAAAGCUAUGAAAUGUAUGAAUCAUGGUGCGUGCAUGACUAUUAAACCUAAUUCUGCACUCCAAUGAGCCGUAUCGUUUCUAUACCCUAUGACAUUGUAUGAUUGAGCUGCUUCGUUUAAAGGGAUUUUCCAGGGUUUUUAAUAUUGAUGACCUAUCCUCCACUUGAAUGGGACUGAGCUGUGCCAAGACCAUGUGACCAACGAACGUGACAUCACUGGCCUAGGAAGAGACCUCAGCAUGCAAUGAGUACUUCGGCCUCGUCAAACAGCUGCUCGACGGGGGUGCCAGGAGUCAGACCCCUGCUGAUCUGAGGAUAGGCCAUAAAUAUCAAAAACCUGGAUGACCCCUUUAAUUUCCUGGCAUAAAUGUAAGAGUGACAUCACAUUAUGGCUGUACCCUUGGCAUAUACCCCAGGACAGGCUCCUUGUGUAUAAACUAAGCAUAUAGACAUAUAGAUUAGGCUACGUUCACAGUAGUGUUGUGAAAUCCGGCAGGCUGUUCAGGCAGAGGAAUAGCUUGUUGGAGUUCACCGUAUCGAGCAUAGAAGGAUAAUGCCAGGAAGCACUGGAUCCCCCAUAGACUACAAUGCCGUCUGAUGGGCAUCCGGCCGAAAGCCAGCGUUUAUGCUGGAAAGCGGACAGAUCCCAUUGUAGUCAAUAGGGAUCCGGAGCUUCCCAGCAUUAUCCGGCUAUGCCUCUGCCAACAUCCUUCCGGAUCUGAAUGUAGCCUAAGACUCCUUACGCCCUACAAAGAGCAAAGUAGUGUCCUUUUGGCUUCCACUGCUUGGUAUACAUUAGUACAGGCAUGCUCAACCUGCGGCCCUCCAGCUGUUGUAAAGCUACAACUCCCACAAUGCCCUGCUGUAGGCUGUUCGGGCAUGCUGGGAGUUGUAGUUUUGCAACAGCUGGAGGGCCGCAGGUUGAGCAUGCCUGCAUUAGUAUACUUUUUUUGCAAUGUAGACUAGCGUAGUAGACUUCACUGUUCCAUACAAUGAAAAAUAUAUAGACCUCAGUAGGGUUGCAUUGGGUAUCGAUACCUAUUUAAUACUUUGAUGCCCGUUUCAAUACUGACAGUUUUUUGAUACUUGUCACCGGUAUUGCGCAGAGUCGCAGCAGUUUUGAUUAGAGAACAUGGU
Messenger RNA from Bufo bufo (common toad), 2514 nucleotides. It is a transcript of the gene ENKD1, whose product is annotated as enkurin domain containing 1. Gene Ontology annotation, cellular component: cytoplasmic microtubule. The coding region runs from base 94 to 1170 and encodes 358 amino acids. The record is from RefSeq and is a predicted model, not a curated record. Lineage: Eukaryota; Metazoa; Chordata; Amphibia; Anura; Bufonidae. The transcript has a single exon.